Molecule: messenger RNA, 1011 nt
Organism: Trichoplax adhaerens
Lineage: Eukaryota; Metazoa; Placozoa; Uniplacotomia; Trichoplacea; Trichoplacidae
Exons: 2
Biological process (GO): G protein-coupled receptor signaling pathway
Cellular component (GO): membrane
Molecular function (GO): protein-hormone receptor activity; G protein-coupled receptor activity
Source: RefSeq, a predicted model, not a curated record
UUACACAAAAAUUCGUUAACCUCAUUAAGUCCUGGAAUGUUUCAAGGGUUACAAAAUUUGCGUUACUUAGCCUCCACACGUGCUUACUUAUGCUGUAUAGUUCCAGCCAAAAUUACAACAUGUUCACCAACUCCGGAUUUAGAUUCAGCCUCAAGCUGUGAAAAUAUACUUGCUCACAUAUCUUUACGUUUAGCUGUUUGGAUUAUGGGUAUUGCAUCAUUUAUAGGAAAUAUACUUGUCGUUACCUUGCAUCACACCAAUAACAAUCAAAAGAUGAGUAAAGCUACAGAACUUGUCUUCAGUAAUUUAGCCUUGUCAGAUUUUUUAAUGUCAAUCUAUUUAUUUAUUAUUGGUGUUGCCGAUGUAAUUUACCGAGAUCGUUACUCUCAAUAUGCUGAAGAAUGGCUCAGUAGUCCAGCAUGUUUUAUUGCAUCUUUCUUAAUAUCUACAUCAAGCUUGAUGUCGGUUAUUAUGAUGCUAUUUAUCAGCAUCGACCGAUAUUUAAUUACUGCUAAUCCAUUUGCAUCAUUGGAUGGAAGAUAUAAACGGACUAAGAUAGCAUUAAUAGUUGGAUGGAUAUUGGCAUGCACUUUUAUUAGUAUACCAGUUAUAAUGGGUACUAAUCAAAUUGGAGAUAGGCGAUUACACGAAUUCAGUUCUAUUUGCUCUCCGAGUAAUUUAAGUGAUAAAUUUUAUGCUGGCUGGGUACUUGCUUUCGUUAUAAUACAAUUUUUAUGUUGGGCUGCAACAUUAAUAGUCUAUGUGUUGUUAAUAAUAUCAGUUAGUAAAACACAGCAAUCCGUUCGUAGUAGUGCUCAAUCUCGCAAUUUCACAAUUGCGAUUCGAUUAUCAAUAAUUUUAGUUACAGAUUUGAUUGCAUGGCUACCAGUUUAUGUUAUUUCUGCAAUGACUAUAAUUCAAGGCAAAUUAAAUAUAUUUACAUUACAAUUUGCGAUCAUCUUGGCUGUACCACUCAAUUCAGCGAUUAAUCCGUAUAUUUAUACAGCUACU